This is a messenger RNA of Apis cerana (Asiatic honeybee), 6223 nucleotides long. RefSeq lists its product as uncharacterized. The record is from RefSeq and is a predicted model, not a curated record. NCBI's taxonomy places the organism in Eukaryota, Metazoa, Arthropoda, Insecta, Hymenoptera, Apidae.
CCUGAAAGAAAAUAAUUUCAUUAGAUCGAAGUUAUUCUUACGGGAAGAAGAGAUAUUUUUUUUCUUCAUCUUUAUUUCUCCUUUUUUUAAUUAAAAAUAAAUAAAUAAGUAAAUAAAUAUAAAAUGCUUCAUACAUAACCUAAUUUAAUAAUUAUUAACUUGAAAUUAUAUUUUGAUUACUAUUGUUAUGAAUUUAAAAUUUUAUUAUCUUUUCUUAUUUUCAUUCGAAUAAUCAAACUUGUAUAUUGCAAUCUCUCACCCAGGGAGUCACUGCGAUUAUUUUUGUUUGAAAUUUUUUUUUUUGUUUCAAGAAAAUUUCACCAAGCAAAUUUUUAAUACUUAUUUCAUAUACAGUUACAUUUGAUAUUUCAUUGUGAAUCAUAACAUUAAUUUUUUUUAUUCAAAGAUUAUUAUAAAAAAUGUUUCAAAAGAGAUCAAGAAAAGAAUAUAUAUACUUAAUAUUCAUUUAAUAGUAAUUAAUUGAUUGCAAUCUAUGAAAAAAUAGGAAUGUUACUAAAUUGGCUUAAGAAUACGUCAAUCAUUCUCUUUAAAAUAGAAAGUAAAGCUUUGACGUACUGGUACGUCAUCCGUGAAGAUGACCAGUACACCUUUGACGUAUCUAUACGUCAUCCGUGAAGAUGGCCAAUACGUCAUUCGUCGUGAUUGGUUAACCUCUUAGCUUACUAUAUCGAGACCAAUGAUAAAUUAUUUAUUCUGAUUUUCAUUCAAAAUGAUACGUGGUAUAAGAAUAAACCGUUUUAAAUUAAAUUUCAAAUCAUUUUUUUUUCUACAUUUUUUUCUUCUUCUUUUAAAAUAUAAUCAAGUUACAAUUUCUAAAAAUGAAAUCUCUCCUUCUUAAUUAUUUUUCCCAAUGCAAUAUAAUUUCUAAUUAAAGAAAAAUUCACGAACAAAUUAAAUUCGAGAUAUCAUUACUGAAAUUGUAUUUAUUGAUAUGGAAAUUAACAUUAUUAUUAUUAUUAUUAUUAUUAAUACAAAAUAAACUACUCGAAUAAUGAAGCGAAUUUAUCAAUUAUUGAAGUUUUUAUACAUCUCUAAAUACACACCUACAGAAGCAUUGAAAAUACCAUGCCAAUUAUCUCGAAAUAUCGUUCAAUUCAUUGAAUUCUACAAUGGAUAGUCUAUACGCAUAAUCUAUACUUCUCAACUUAUUAUUAUUAAAUGCUACAAAGAAAAAAUAUGGAAAAAUAUUUUUCAAUUUCCUUGUGACGUGAUUGUUUCACCUUAUUAAAUUUUUAUCUAUCAAAUCAUACCACUCGAUUCUCGUAAUUCGAUUGGUUAAAUUUUUUUAUCAUAUUUAUAUAUCGUUGUUCGAUACAAAUUUUACAAAAUUUUAUUACGAUACGAUUAUUAAUUUGUGAUAUAUACGAUAUCCGAUACAGUGAUAUUUCAAGUAAGGAUUAAAAUUACACGUGUGCAGGAACAAAAGGAGGAUAUAAAGUCACCGAUCAGCUGUGUAAUCUUACUCAAAGCGAUUGCAAGGUUACACCUGGGACAAGGAUAAAAAUCAAAGUCAAACCAGGUACCUCAAACAUCCACUCAUAUAUCCGUUCAAACGGUCAUCAUUUCAGUGACUUAACAUUUUACAUCUAUAAUAAGAGAAGGAUAAAUGAAUGAAAUAAUGAUUUUUCAAAUUAAAUAACAAGAAGAAAAAGUGGAAAUAAAUAAAAAAUAAAAAUCGAUGUUUGCUCUCUAUUUUAUAAUAUCAAAGUUCAGAGUUGUGUAAUUAUUUUUUUUUUUUUUUUACUCAUUGCAAAAAAAUCUCUUAAAAUUUUUGUAAAAACGUUUCGAAGAAAAUUAUGGAAGAAAUCGAAAUUCUUGGAAGCAAUCUUCUCAUUCAUUCGCUCAUACGUGUGUUCGAACUACUUGUUGCGUGCCCGAUCAAAUUCUUGCCUUACCACUUGCCUCUGGCGCAUCUACCGGGUGUCUCGUUUUGAUAUCGAGAAACUUUUCGUAGAUUUUAAUGUAGAAUCAUAUUGCGACGUAGAAAAAGAAGUUUGACAAGCUUUAACAAGAAUAAUUAUCUUAAAAAACGUCAUACAUCACCACGUGAUAAUAGUUUAAAAGAAAAUAUCUUAGAAUUAAUUGAGAGGAAACAAUUUGAAUAAAUUUGAUUUAAUAUCGACCGAUCGAUAUUUCUUUAAAAUAACUUUUGAUUGCAAAAAUUGUAACUAAAAUAUAAAUUAUUAAUCUAAAAUAUUAUAAAUUUAAAUUUGGAUCGAAGAAAUUUUGUAAAAUUAUUUUUAAUAAUUCAAACGAUAGGAAAAUUAAUUUAUAUAUCGACGUAAUAAAUAUUCUUAUUUAUUCUUAUUAAAAUUCAAAUUAUUGAAUUAUUAAUGGCUCUUCGUAAAAACAGAAAUUAAUUUCAUUGAUUUAAUGUAAUUUAUUAAAAUCAUAUUCGUGGAGUUUUUAAAGUAGGAUUUUUCGAAAUUUUAAUAGGAGUUUUAAAGUAGGAUAAUUUCGCAAUUUUAAUUAUAACGUAAAAGAAAAUAUUUCGUGAAAAUUGUGUAAUAUAAUAAAACCAUAUUAUAAAACAAAAAAAAACAAUAAUCUUUGUAUUAAAAAUUAAAAAACGAAUAUGAAAUUAUAACAUAUUUUAAGAUAAUUGAAACGAAUCCAUAUUUAUCGUAUGAGUAUAAACUCUUUUUUAUUCAUUAUUUUUUAAUCUACAUCUAAUUACUUUUAUCACUAACUUCUCGUUUUUUACAUUGUACGUUUAGAAUUUAUCACUGUCCAUUUUUUAAAAAUUUAUUUAAUGUAAAUUAAAAUCAAUCAUUGAAUUCAUUCAUUAUAAGGUGAAAUAACACGUUCAUAGAUAUUUUGAAAGAGAUUGAAUCAUCCAAUAAUCGGGUAAUACUUAUAAUUCCAAAAACUUCAAACCACCACUUAUGAGGUUCAGUUAUAGUUCACCACUAGUGAUCAAGCACAGAUGUUUGAAGGGUAUUGCAUGUGGUAUCACUCACUGUUCUAAUUUAAGUUUCCAAACCAGCCAAGUUCGGUUGGAUAUAUUUGAACAUUAAUACCUUCUAUCAUCUCAUCAUCGAGCAAUAUUACAUUUUAGAUAGUGGAAAGAACGAGAUGUGGACAGGGAAGUGUGAAUAUGUGUAAUUGUGCAAUAUAGAAUUAGACAAUGUAGAAUUAUACGUGAAAACUGAAUGGAUCUAAUGUUUCAAAAAUGUUUCUGUUGUAUAGAAAUUUAUAAACUCUAAUUAGAAUAUAAAAGAUUUAUAAAAGAUUCUGGUGAUUCUGAAUAUAAUAAUAAUCAUCUUUUUAAAUAAAUAAAAAUUUAAAACGAAAUUAAAAAAAUUUUCCAAAAAAUAAUUGAUAAUGGAUAAGAUAAAAAAAAAAGGUGAUACAUAUCAUUGAUUCAUUCUUAUUCAUAGAAACGAUAACAUUCAAUUUAUUAUUGUAGGGGAAUAGUUCGGAUAACUGAAUGAUUCAUAUAUUAAGAAUUUACUGAUUGUCCCACUUAUUUAUAUUUUUUCAUUCAAAUAAUAAUUAAUCACAAUAAAAACUAUGAAAAUUAUAAUUAUAUAAUACUCGUAUUCGUUAAAUUCCUUUAUUUCAAAAAUCAAAUAAGAAACAAAAAAUUUUAUCACAUUGUAACAUACCAUGUGUAAUUAAAUUUCAGGAUGUGUAUAUCGUACAUUUGAAAAUUUAAAUUCAAUAGAAACAAACAAUUGCAUUCAAUUCGUGAAAAGCUAAUAAUGCAAAAUUUCCUAAAAAAAAAAAAAAAAAAAAUCUGAGCAAAAAUUUGUUACUCAAUCCAAUAAACAGCCUAAAUCUUCCAAUGUUUCGAGCGCUUGGAGGUAUCUCCCGUAAUAUACGACAGAGGCUUCAGAGACAAUAUGUUUAUUUUGUAAUCGAGUCGUGGUCCCUCGGCCGGUAAAAUAAAUAUAUCUGACUGAAAUAUUCGCGCUAUAUUCACACCCACCGUGUGACCACCGUGAAUAUCGCGAAUCAGAAUGUGUACGACACUGAUUCAUCCAUCGUGCGAAACAAAAUGUGAGAGAGGAAGAAGAAAGAAUUUCUCGUGAACGAGAAAUGCGAUCGACCAACCACCGUGAAUCGAUUAAUUUGGGACCAAUAAGAAUGGAGAUAAAAAAAGAAAAGCUAAUAAUAACAACGAGGAAGAUAGAGUAAAGCAAAAAAUAUCUCUUUCUAUCGUGUAUUAUAUCGUACAAUGAGAAAUGAAUUUAUACGAUAAAAUAGAUUUCUCCAAAUUUUAGUAUUCUUCCUAAGGAUUCACUUAUUCCGAUUUUCUUUAAAUUACGAAUCUCUGAAUAAUAUAUUUGCUAUAUUAAGAAGAGAAUAGAAAAAGAACUGUCAAGAAAAACUUACGGAAAAAGUGAGGAAAACGACGUGAAAGCAACGAUGACCACCGCGAAGAGGUAAUCAACACAAUAACGAUCGUGAUGACGAAUAAAAAGGCGCGAUGUACGAUCGGUUGUCUGCCAAAGACGGCGAUUCUGAUUGGCUACUUUGCGAUCAAGUAGAGGGAGGGGUUAGAGGGAAGAAAGGUACUGGUAGGGGUUGUUGAAUGAGUACUGGGACGAGCGACGUCGCAACACACUCCGUCACAAUCACCCCGACGGGUAACGGAUGUUCGAACGAUUCCGUAUUCGCGCGCCAAACUCACGAGCGAUAUACGAACAGUCCGACACCACGAAUUUCUUUAAACUCGAAAGAAAUCGACUGAACGAACAGACGGCUGUGUCCACGAAAUGUUUCGAAAAUGUAAACAGCAUAACUGGAUGUCGUCAAAUUCGAAAAUUUGUGACCAGCCUAAUAACGAUCACAUCCGAUCGUCACAAAGCUCAGAAUUCGACAAAGGAAACGACACACCGCUGUAUCUACGUAUUAACGAAUCGUUUCACGGAAGUGAAAACAUUAAACGAACACGAGAUAUAAUAUAUCGAUCGAAAAAAUAUAUUUGAGACAUAAAAAAGAAAAGAAAAAAAAAAAAUGUUCGCUGCAAUCGUCUUUGUCUUCAUAUUGAACAUAUUAUGGAUAAUAUGUCAAGCAGUACCAUUACUUGAUUUAAAGAAUGCGUUAGAGAAAAAUGAAUUGAAUACCAUAGUCACAUCAGCGUGCUCUACGAAUGGAAAAUGUACGGAAUGGUUACCAAUGCAAGAAGUUCAAAAAGAUAUUCCUACUAUACCUGAAAAUUUAUCCAUGUCGAAAAUUAAUAUUCAACGACAGGCUUCAGAUUUAGAUCCAAAUACAAUAAUAGAGACAUGGGGUGAUGCUUCUGCGCCAUUAAAUAAAUUUUAUCAAACUUCAACAUUUGGUACCAAAAUUGGAAAUAGAUUAUCGAAGAAGGAUGUUGUUAUGUCUCGUAAUUGGAGUGCCGGUGGCAUGCCCUUUUCCGUUCUUUAUAUGAAACCACAUGGUUCUCGUGGAAAUCAUGCCAGUACUGUUCAACAACAAGAACAAGGAAAAAUUGAAAUUACGACACCAGCUACAAUGCACUCCAAUUCUCGCAUUGCAGUACGUAACGGAAGUACUCGAAGACAAUAUUCAAUAAUACCACAGCUUUUUAUAUCAUAUGGAUGGGGUCCAUUUGGCAAAUGAUAAGAAUUCACUAUUUAAAAUAUGACUGUUCAAAAGGAAUACUGAUCUCAUAAUUGUGGUAUACGAAAUAUUUAAUUAUUUAUAGUUUUAAAUAAGUGUUAUAUUUUAAUACAUUCAUGAUAAAUUGCAAUUCUAAAUUUUAAAAUAUUCACAAAACAAUAAUAAUAUUAUCUGUAAAUAUUUAAAUAUUUUUCAACGUCUUUAAUAUAUCAAAAUUCUCCUUCAUUUUAUUAAUUAUGAAUAAUUUUUAUAUAAUAUUUAGAAAAUCGUUAUAUAUUAAUACAUUUAUCAAACUAAAUUAUGAUUUAUUUUUUUUUUUCAUAAAAUCAAUAACUAAAUUAUUAUAAUAAAAGAAUUAUUUAUUAACUUACCAUUCAUUUCUUUCAUUGCUUUGAUGAAAUCUUGGGGAUCUUUGAAAGAUACAAAUCCAAAUCCUUUUGUCUUGUUUGUUCUUUUAUCUCUCACUACUUUUGCUUUUUGAAAACUCGGAUAUUUUCCAAAAACUCUUACUAGCAUUUCGUCUGUGACAUCGUUGCCUAAAUCUCCACAAAAUAUUCUGAAAUCAUCUAUAAUAUAAAAAAAUUGUAAGAUUUAUUUAUUAUUUAUUUAAAAAUAAAUUAUAUGAACAAUA